Closterium sp. Naga37s-1 is the source of this 3123-nucleotide messenger RNA. Lineage: Eukaryota; Viridiplantae; Streptophyta; Zygnematophyceae; Desmidiales; Closteriaceae. The record is from the annotation of a GenBank genome assembly.
AUGGAAUCAGAUUUUGCUCUGCUGCACAAAACCAUCUCCACCACCGCCACCACCACCCCUGCUGCUGAUGCCAAGCGCAAGGUUCAGGUUCUGGGUGCCUACGAGUCUGUUGCAAGCGCUAAACGUGCAUCAGAGAAGGGAGUGCUGCAGCUGCUCUUCGAUGCUCGCCUGCUGUCAGACGUGCUAUCAGGAGGGGCGGAGCUACCUCUGGAAGCACUCACCCCUCCUCCCUGCCUCCUCUUCUCCCCCCCCCCCCUUCUCUUACAGGUUUUGGCAGCCUACAAAGCCGUUGCCUCUGCUCGGCGCGCAUCAGAGAAGGGAGUGCUGCAGCUGCUCUUCGAUGCGCGCUGGCAAAAGCGAGUGACAGCGCUGCUGGAGAAGCUGCAGGAGGAACUGGACGCGAUUGAUAGAGCCGCCUCUGCCCCGCGCCAUCCCUGCGCCACAGACGCCAACACCCUCGAUACCGCUCCCACUGUCCCGCGCUUCACCUUCCUGCCCAUCAGCCAGCAUCACCAGCUGACUGAUUCUGCAUCCACCCUUUCUGUCUCUUUCUCCCUUCCCCACCCCAUCCCUUCCCCCUCUUCCUCCCCCCCUCUUUUUUUUCACUUCUCCCCCCUAUCCCCCCACUUCAACCAGCUCUCCUCUUCUAGCCAAUGGUGGGCUGGCACCUGGCGGCAAACCCCGCCGUCCAUCCACUUUGGACAUGUCUCGCUAUCCGAUUCUGGUUCCAGCAGCAACAGUGGUGCUCCAGUUUCCCGAGUGCCUAGUGGGUCAGGGGCUGGGGCAACUGCAGCAGCAGCAGGUGGUGGUGGGUUCGGAGGGGUGGGAACCGGUGCGCGGGGAGAAGACGGGACUCUUGGAGGAGCGUUCUCGUUUGCAGAUUCCACGAGGCUCUCUGCUACACCCAUUUUCAAGUCGCUUAUGGGUCAGGCUGCUUCAGUGGCUCCCGCCCUCCGUGGCGCGGAGACCAAGGCUUCCUUGUCCUCGGUUAAGGCUCCUCUCGGCCUGUACUCUGGCCUGAGGAAGACCUCCUCGGCCAAGGCUUCCAAGAAGAGCCGUGCUGCAGUGAAGGCUCAGAUUGCUAAGGUCACGGCCACUGCUGCUGUCGAGGUUGCUGCUAAGACUGAUGCCGCUCUCCUUGAGAAGGCCAUCAACUCUAUCAGGUUCCUCGCCAUCGAUGCCGUCGAGAAGGCGAAUUCCGGUCACCCUGGUCUUCCCAUGGGCUGUGCUCCCAUGGCUUUCGUGCUCUUCGAUGAGUUCAUGAAGUUCAACCCCAAGGACCCCUACUUCGUCAACCGCGAUCGCUUUGUGCUGUCUGCCGGCCACGGUUGCAUGCUUCAAUAUGCUCUGCUCCACCUUUUCGGAUACGACAGCGUUCCGAUUGAGGAGCUUAAGCAAUUCCGUCAGUGGGGAAGCAAGGCCCCUGGCCACCCCGAGCACUUCAUCACCCCCGGUGUUGAGGUCACCACGGGUCCCCUUGGCCAAGGUAUUGCUAACGCUGUCGGUCUGGCUCUUGCGGAGAAGCACCUUGCUGCCCGCUUCAACAAGCCUGGGUUCGACCUCAUCGACCACUACACCUAUGUUAUUCUCGGUGACGGUUGCAACAUGGAGGGUAUCUCCACCGAGGCUGCUUCCCUCGCCGGUCACUGGGGUCUCGGCAAGCUCAUCGCUCUGUACGACGACAACCAUAUCUCCAUUGAUGGCAACACCGAUAUUGCAUUCACGGAGGACGUGAGCGCGCGUUUCGACGCCCUCGGCUGGCACACAAUCUGGGUGAAGGACGGCAACACCGACCUGGACGCCCUUCGCGCCGCCAUCGAGGAGGCCAAGUCCGUCACGGACAAGCCCACCAUGAUCAAGAUCACCACCACCAUCGGCUACGGUUCACCCAACAAGGCCAACUCGUACGCCGUGCACGGUGCUGCUCUCGGUGCCAGCGAGGUCACCGCAACCAGGGAGAACCUCAACUGGCCGUAUGCGCCAUUCGAAGUCCCUGCUGAGGUCUACGAGCACACGCACAAGAAGAUUGAGGAGGGUGCCAAGCUCGAGGCUGACUGGAACGCACUUCUGGCUAAGUACGAGAAGGAGUACCCCACGGAGGCCGCCCAGUUCAAGCAGCUCAUCAGCCUCGAGCUCCCAGAGGGCUGGGAGAAGGCUCUUCCGACCUACACCCCUGACAUGCCUGGGGAUGCUACCCGUAACUUGUCCCAAGUGAUGCUGAACGCCCUGGCCGACGUCCUCCCUGGCCUUGUUGGUGGCUCCGCCGAUCUGGCCUCCUCCAACAUGACCCUGCUCAAGAAGCACGGCAACUUCCAGAAGGACACCCCUGCUGAGAGGAACAUCCGCUUCGGUGUGCGCGAGCACGCCAUGGGAGCCAUCGCCAACGGUAUCCAGCUGCACCACACCGGCCUCAUUCCCUACGUCGCCACCUUCUUCAUCUUCUCCGACUACAUGCGCAAUGCCAUCCGCAUCUCCGCGCUCGGCGAGACUGGUGUCAUCCAGGUCAUGACCCACGACUCCAUUGGUCUUGGAGAGGACGGCCCCACUCACCAGCCUAUUGAGCACCUGGCGUCCUUCCGCGCCAUGCCCAACCUUCUGAUGAUGAGGCCUGCUGACGGCAACGAGACUGCGGGAGCGUACAAGGUGGCCGUGCAGAACAGGAAGAGGCCGACUGUGCUCGCUCUCUCCCGCCAAAAGCUGCCCAACCUUCCCGGCACCUCCAUUGAGGGCACAGAGAAGGGUGGAUACACCAUCAGCGACAACUCAUCUGGCAAGCCUGAUGUGAUCCUCCUGGCCACCGGCUCUGAGCUCGAGAUGGCGGAGAAGGCUGCCAAGAUCCUCAGGGACGAGGGCAAGGGUGUGCGAGUUGUCUCCAUGGUCUGCUGGGAGCUCUUCGAGGAGCAGCCAGAGGAGUACAAGAAGUCUGUUCUCCCUGAUGAUGUGCGUGCUCGUGUCUCCGUUGAGGCUGGCUCCACCCUCGGCUGGCACAAGUAUGUGGGUGACAAGGGCAAGGCCAUCGGUGUUGACGAGUUCGGUGCCUCUGCCCCGGCCAAUAUCCUGUACGAGAAGUAUGGCAUCACUGUUGAUGCUGUUGUAGCUGCCGCCAAGGCCUCCAUGGCCUAG